AAUGAUGGAUUUGGACAUUUUCACAUGAUAUAAUCCCACUGCUGAUGGACAUGCACAAAAGAAUUUUAAUUUUAUUUUAUUUUAUUUUGUUAAUUGUGUGAACGCACAGUUUCGGAGCAUUAAUCAGGUUCAUUUGAAACUAGAAGACGACUAAAUAAAAGUUUUCUUGUUUUUGUUUUGUUUUUGAACAAAUUACGAAUUUAUACACACACACACACACACACACACACUUUAAAUAGGCCUAUUAUAAUAGGCAAAAUUAACCCACUUUUAAAAUCUUAUUGAAGUGUUUUAACAGUACUGGUCGUGUAUUUGUUAGUGAUGUAUUUUUAAAUGCAUUCAAUUAUUAGUGAGCUCUAGGCUUUUGGAUUAUUAGAAUAUUUAGAAUAAAAUAAAUAGAAGAUUAGAUUAUGUUAAAAUUUACCGAACUGAUGCAGUUUAUAGACAAAGUAUAGAUCAUUUUUUAAACUCCUUUUAUACUACUCCAAAGCUUUUAAUGUACGAAUAAUUUACCUCUCAAGUCUGCAGGCCAUCCAGCCGAGUCGGAUGCGCGUGCCGUUUCAUAGCUAACCUUUAUAAUGAAUCGUUUUUCAGUGCAUAUUUUUGGACGAGCAGAAGAGCACCGCUGCCGUUUAAUUUUUGCCUGAAAUGGAGCCGUUUCUGAUUUGGUUUCUCUCUUAAACAGGCUCUGGCACGCAAUAUGAGUGAAAAUGGGAAAGAUUAUUCAUCUCGAGAGGUGUCUAACAUCAGCGGCUGCACGCGAUGGAGACGCUUUAUGAGUCCAACAUCCGAGUCCACGCGCUCUGAACAGUUAGGAUUUCGUGCGACUGCAAACCGCGAGAAACACCUGAAAAAUACGAUGACUGUUUAUUUUGACGGUUACCAUGGCGAUUGUUGAGUUUUUCUCUUUUAUUAAUAGGCCAAAUUGAGGUAAAAAUGCAGACAAAUCAGUGGCGAUCGGCUGUUUUGAAGGGACGCAGGUGCAUCUAUCUGUAAAACAAAACGACAACAAACACAGCCCUUCAUUUGAGAGACCUUCAUAUAUAUAUAUAUUUUUUCAGAGGUGUUUAAAAUCAGAUGGAAAAUGACCUAAUGCAACAAGUCCAGCAUUUCAAACACUUUUCCGUCUCGGUGGUGGUGGUACCAUCCUUUAAGUAUCUUCUACCUUGGAAAGUUCAUGUGAUCUAGCUUUAAUUAGCAUCCAAGUAACAUAAAACUUUUCAAACCUUCAAAAUAAAUAUUCUCUGCUGAUUGGACCAUUUUUUUUGUCAAGAAAUCUGUCGUAUCAAUAACCUUCGGUACCAUCGUCAUCAAUUUAUUCUGUUGUUACACGAUGUGGCCAAAAGUUGUGGCCAUCUGAGCAUCAUAUCUAUAUCUGGGCCUUCCCCAAAGUUGAAAGCACACAGCUGUAUCUGUAUAGUAUGUGGAAUUUUUAGCCACAUAGUGUAUAUUGAUAUGUUUGAUUUGUCUCACUAUUAUCCAGCUCUUCACUUAUAGAAUGAAAAAAAAAAAGGAAAAUAAAAGGGCGUAACAUUUGAGCUACAAAAGGUCAAAGUGUGAUAGUAUCAGUCACAAUUCUACAAACCACCUGUCAUGCUAAAUGUAACAUAGCACUAUCAAACAUUUAUUUAUAGGAGAUUUUUCUUUCCUUACUCAUUAUCUCACAAACAAAACCUCAGCUCUUGUUUUUGUUCAUAAAUAAUCUAGGGUAAAUCCCUGUCCACUUAUCAUACUCUGUCUACAAGUUGGGAUGACAGCAAUGGUUCAUGAAACUGUGAGGAUUCUUGACAUAGACAUGACUCAUUACCACAUAUCAUCACCGUCUGGACUGUCUUUUGCUCUUUCUAGCACUUGUUUAUAAAAACAAAGUAUCUGUGAAGAAUCUGUCACGAUAGCAGAGGUGAUUCUUCAUACUGAGAGCUGCGCCACCUUCGAAGUGAAAGUUCUCAUCCCUUAGUUCAUAGACAUGAACUUUUGCUCAAAGUGCACAAAACUUGCCUUUCUACAAAAUACCUUCAACCAGCACCGAUCACCUUCUGCUGACUCUGUGGACUAUAUCUGUUUUGUCUAAUGCCCCAGCUACCCAGUCUGGUUUGACGGAUUUGCUACUAUUUACAAUGAUCAGGCAUAACAUUAUGACCACCUGCCUAACAUCGUGUUGAUCCCUCUUUUGCUGCUAAAACAGCCCUGACCCGUCCUGCACUGUGUAUUCUGAGCCCUUUCUAUCAGAACCAGCAUUAACUUCUUCAGCAAUUUGAGCAACAGUAGCUCGUCUGUUGGAUCGGAUCACACGGGUCCAUCAAUGAGCCUUGUUCACCACUGUUCCUUCCUUAGACCACUUUUGAUAGAUACUGACCACUGCAGACCGGGAACACCCCACUGCCGUUUUGGAGAUGCUCUGAUCCAGUCGUCUAGCCAUCACAAUUUGGCCCUUUGUCAAACUCGCUCAAAUCCAUUUUACCUGCGUCUAACACAUCAACUUUGAGGACAAAAUGUUCACUUGCUGCCUAAUAUAUCCCACCCACUAACAGGUGCCAUGAUGAGGAGAUUAUCAGUCAUUCACUUCACCUGUCAGUGCCCAUAAUGUUAUGUCUGAUCGGGUGUAUAAGCAACCACUGACCUACAAUCUUCAGGUCCCUAAACUCACGAGACCCAUACAGGUCACCACACUCUGGAAGCCCCCACAGCCUGAGACAGUGGUGUCAAAUCCCCUUUGAAGGUUUUUUUUUUUUUCGUGAGCCCAUAUCCAUGAACAAAUUCUGUACCACCAUAGCUCACCAUGAGACUGUUUUCCAAAGCUGGACUACAUCUGUUCUUAAAUGGAUUUGAGAUCUCACCUGUCCAUUUGACCUCUGCUCAAGGAUUCUUGCUCUGCUGCACCCCCCGAUAAAAUCCCUCCUUGCACUAUAAACAUUGCUGGCCUCACUCUAAAACCUCAGACCUGCAUAUUGCUAAGGUACUUACUUAUCUCUUAGAUAUUCCUACCACUAGUUUUUGCUUGAACUGCCCAGACUUACUCCUUACUCCUUGAACUGCCCAGCCAUACUUGAUCUAGCUAUCCCGACUACCCCUUUCCAUCUGGCACAAGUGGACUAAUCAAAUUCCUGGUUACCCUGGUCACUAAAGCUACUGACUUUGGGUACCAUUGCUUAAUCGGACAUGUUCUGUUCAGAGUCCUACCUUUACUUCAAUCACCUGACACCUUUAUCCAAACCUACAUAUAUUCAAGACAGCAUACAGCUGAUCCAUUGAGAGUUAAAGGCAAGAACCCAACCACAGAAGCUUGGCAGUCCUGGAAUUUGAAAGGACAACCUUCCGUUCAGUAGCCCAUUGCCUUAACCAUUGACUGCUGAAGUGUAGCUAGAAGAUUUUUUGACAGCUAGAUCUUACUAAAUGUUCAUGGUCUGUCCAUUUUCGUUUGCUGUGCACAUUCUUGAAUACUUUUCCUGUAUAUGUUCUGGCUUCUUGCACUUUAGAAAUAUAACGUGACCUUCUUCCAAUACCAGGAUGUUCUGACCUUGUUGUUCUUUUCAGAUGCUACUCUGUGCAUUGGCUUAAGUACUACAACAGUUGUUGGUUUUCUUCCUGCUGACUUCAGUUCGCUCUUGAAUCUUGUAGCAAUGGACGAAAACAGAACCUCUUACAACGCAUCCUUUGAAAACUUUACCCACGAAUAUCCCUAUGAUUAUGAGAACUGCACAGGCAAUUACUGCACUCCCAUUGAGGUUUGUGAGCCUGACAACAGCCAGGAGUUGGCCAGCAUGUCUGUCCAAGUCUCGGUCUUCAUUGUUGCCUUCCUCCUUGGUGUAAUUGGGAACAGUUUGGUAAUUGCCACAUUCGCCAAGUAUCGGCGUCUCCGUCUGCGCUGCAUGACUGAUGUCUUCCUCUUCUAUCUUGCAAUUUCUGACCUGCUGCUUCUGCUGACUUUGCCACUGGAGACCACCGAAACCAUCCUGGGCUACUGGGUGCUUGGAAACAUGAUGUGCAAGCUAAACUAUGGCCUUUGUGCCAUUAACACGUAUGGUGGCUUGUUGUUGUUAGCAUGCAUCAGCAUUGAUCGCUACAUGCUUGUCGUAUGGGCCAGGGCUGCUCAGGCGCUACGUCCAAGUAUGCUAUGCUACAGUAAGCUGUCUGCAAUUGGCGUGGCGGUGACAUCCUUGGUCCUCAGCUUGCCAGAGCUCUUGUCCACCUCCGUGAAUCAUAGUUCGUUGAGGUGCGAAUACGUAGGGAACGAGGAUGACAAGGGGAGGGUAAAGAUGUGGGCACGUGUGGCAAAGAUUACAGGAUUCUGCGUGCCAUGCGUUGCCAUGCUGGUGUGUUACAGCACCAUCGGCCACGUGUUGAUGCAGGGCCGGGGGAGAUGUUUUCGCAGGCAGAAGACACUGCGACUCAUAGUAGCACUGAUUGUGCUCUUCUUGCUGUUCCAGCUGCCGUAUGCCAUAGUGCUGUCUAUCCGAAUGUUUAUAACCAGUUAUUCGUGUGAGCAGUGGUCAGGCAUUCACAUCGCCGAGGACAUCACCCGCAGUCUUGCUUACGUCCGCUGCUGCCUCAACCCCCUGCUCUACGCCCUUGUGGGGGUAAGAUUCCGAAACGACGUGAUGCGGCUGUUGCGUGAUUGUGGUUGCAUCUGUAAUUGUCUCUCACACCUGAUACCAAAACUGGAAUAUGGAAGCUCAGUGACUCUCUCAUCUCCUCCUCCUACUAGUACUAUGCUCUAUGAGGUUAAUUCACCUAAAAUCUUGCUUGAUACUGCCACAAAUCCUGCAGGUGUGCCUCAGGCUGGGGCCAAAGUAACAUAUGCAUCCAAUAUAUUUUUCCCUUCAACCUUUCCAUAUUCGCAACAACCUGGGAAUUUUGUUUUUUCAUCCUACCAGUGAACUUUCUGGUUUUAUCGUAUAUGUAAGAAAUAAAUCUCAUUGGCCGCUAUGCUCGUUUUGAGAAGUAAUCAGAAUGUUACUGUUUCUACCCUGUCGUUGAUUAUGUUCCUUUAAAUGCAAGUGUUUUAUAAAAACUUGUGUUAUAACAAUCAAUCCUUUAGUGACUUGCCAUGUUACCAAGAAACAGGAAAGCCCUCUGUUCCGAUACUGGAGACUCCUUCUCUUAAGUUUCACUGCCUACAGAAAACUGGUAUAUUAUUUGCCUUAAAUCCAAUUAGCUGUUACUAUAUAAUCUUUUUAUAUGCUUUGCAGCUGAAACUAAUGUCAGAGUAGCUGUUAUAGGAACUGAAUCAGAACAGAGAAAACAUUUUAGAUGAGGUUGUGUUCCUGUUUCGUUCCAUCAUCAGCAACGUAAUGGAUCUUUUUUUUCUUUACAGACUGGAAAACCUGUAAUAUAACAAGAUCAAGAUAUUUCUUAUACAUUUCAGCCUUAGCUCUAAUAUCAAAUAUCAUUAAAUAUAUUUGUGAUCAUCUUUUUUUUCUCCAAGUCUUAAAACUCUCUUAUUAUUGUCAUAAUAAGUCAAAGCGAGUGGUGAACCUGCUUCCUGUAAAUGCUUGUGUUUGUAAUUUAUGCAUGUAGUUGUAAUUUACUAUGAAUU
This is a messenger RNA of Hemibagrus wyckioides, 5536 nucleotides long. RefSeq names its product chemokine (C-C motif) receptor 10 (gene ccr10). The transcript is spliced from 3 exons. The record is from RefSeq and is a predicted model, not a curated record. Gene Ontology annotation, biological process: immune response; G protein-coupled receptor signaling pathway. Bases 3621 to 4877 code for a protein of 418 amino acids. Gene Ontology annotation, cellular component: membrane. Gene Ontology annotation, molecular function: G protein-coupled receptor activity. NCBI's taxonomy places the organism in Eukaryota, Metazoa, Chordata, Actinopteri, Siluriformes, Bagridae.